This is a messenger RNA of Emys orbicularis (European pond turtle), 1503 nucleotides long. It is a transcript of the gene CBX3, whose product is annotated as chromobox 3. Gene Ontology annotation, molecular function: chromatin binding. The record is from RefSeq and is a predicted model, not a curated record. The transcript has 6 exons. Gene Ontology annotation, cellular component: pericentric heterochromatin; nucleus. Bases 413 to 967 code for a protein of 184 amino acids. Lineage: Eukaryota; Metazoa; Chordata; Testudines; Emydidae. Gene Ontology annotation, biological process: chromatin organization; negative regulation of transcription by RNA polymerase II.
CCUGUCGUGUCCGAGCACAGCCGAAGCUGCUCGGCUCGGAGGCUGCUCCCGCUUCGGGGGGGGGGGGGGGUUCCGGAAAUUGCCGAAGCUGCCCGGAGACUGAUCCUCGCAGCAAAAGAGAUAUAAUUAGCCAAAGGCCCCCUUUUCCCCACCUGUGGUGCAGGCAGGGACCAGUGGGGCAAACCCGGAGCGCGGUGAGUGCGCGCCCCCGAGAUCUCCUUUGUUGGCGGGCUGGUCCCUUUGCCUCGGGCCGCCUGGGAGGAAGUGAUAAGUGACCAAAUUUUGGCGCCAGCACCGAGACGCCGCCAGCCGGGCCCAAGAUCGAGCGAGAAGGGCAGACCCCCCCUGGUAGCCAGCUCCGCGCACAGCGGCCCCGCAACAAAGGUAAAAGCUCUGCAAGUCUGCAAUAAAAAUGGCCUCCAAUAAAACUACAUUGCACAAAAUGGGAAAGAAACAGAAUGGCAAAGGUAAAAAAGUUGAAGAAGCAGAGCCUGAAGAAUUUGUUGUGGAGAAAGUCCUGGACAGACGUGUAGUGAAUGGGAAGGUUGAAUACUUCUUGAAAUGGAAAGGAUUUACAGAUGCUGACAACACAUGGGAGCCUGAAGAAAACUUAGAUUGUCCAGAGUUAAUCGAAGCCUUUCUGAACUCCCAGAAAGCUGGUAAAGAAAAAACAGAUGGUGGGAAAAGAAAAUCUUUAUCAGAUAGUGAAUCUGAUGACAGUAAAUCAAAGAAAAAGAGGGAUUCUGUUGAUAAACCAAGGGGGUUUGCAAGAGGUCUUGAUCCUGAGCGGAUAAUUGGAGCCACAGAUAGCAGCGGAGAACUUAUGUUUCUCAUGAAAUGGAAAGACUCGGAUGAGGCAGACUUGGUGCUGGCCAAAGAAGCUAACAUGAAAUGUCCUCAGAUUGUAAUCGCUUUUUAUGAAGAGCGACUAACUUGGCAUUCGUGUCCGGAAGAUGAAGCACAAUAAUCAUUUGCAUUGCUUUUUUUAUAUAUAUAUGAAUAUGAAAACCUGGAUUUUGAUUUUAUUCUUUGAUUUAUUAGCAAUGUGAGAAAACCUCUACAUUCUAAUGAGAAUUGAGUUUGAUAUGUUUGUUUUUUGAAGUAGUGUGUUUUGCAUCAACAGCAAGUAAAUAAAGGCUUUCUGCAACUUGCUUCAUUAAUGACAGGACAGCAUUUGAUACUAUUUCCUCCAUAUUAGGUAAAGGCUUUUAUAUACCUUCAUGAUCCUCCAUAGUUAUUACUGAAUCAUAACAAAUGUUUAAACAAACUCACAGAUGUUUUAUAGUCUUCUAUGCUAUUGAUGUGCAUGUAUCUUCUUUACCCCAACCUAGCCCCAUAACAUGUAGAACCAUUCUUUUUAGUAUUUGAGGUAAUGUAGUCCCAAAGAGGCCAGGUAAAAACUAACUUUGUAGUAAUUUGAAUGUUAUCAUACUGUAUAUUGUUUACUUUAUUGUAAAUACUGGUGAACAGUGGUCAAUAAAAUAGUUUUAUAUUCUUCCUUUA